This is a messenger RNA of Hypoxylon trugodes, 1209 nucleotides long. RefSeq lists its product as uncharacterized. The coding region runs from base 503 to 1009 and encodes 168 amino acids. Lineage: Eukaryota; Fungi; Ascomycota; Sordariomycetes; Xylariales; Hypoxylaceae. The record is from RefSeq and is a predicted model, not a curated record. The transcript is spliced from 5 exons.
CGAUCCUAGGUUCUCAAACCGCGGUACCGCUCACCGGACCUUAUUAUAGAUGAUUGCGUAAGGUGAUAGAUCCCGUGAGGUUUCCGUUCCGACCGUUCCCCACCCCCAUGAAUCUUCGAGAGUAGACGGAUCCUGCCUUCUUUCUUUCCCAACUUACUCCGCGAUUUGAUGUUACUAGGUUUAGAGUUGAUUUAUUCCAUUAUCACACCCUUGAAGGACCUAGUCCACACAUUUAUAUUCCUUGCUUCCGACGGCCCCUGAAUGAAUCGCCGUGACCAAUCUUGGCUUAUGAGAAACGAGCCUGUCGUCGUAAAUUAACGUGCUACCAGAAAUCGGCUGAGCGAUUUUGUACAAUAGGGCGGAAACGCCGCCGUCCGGGCUUUGAGAAGCAUCUCAUUAAGUCGUUCGGACUAGUAGUCGAGGGCACGUUGCGCCGAGGGCCCAUCUCGUUAAAACAUAGCCCAACAAAAUUCUAACUACCACGGCACACCCUGUGUUCAACAUGCGCUUCCGGCAUACAUUGACGGUUAUUACUAUCGCUACCUCGUGGCGGGCACCAAUAGCUUUAGCAAUCCCUAUGUCAAUUGCCCACACAGCGGGUGACUCGGUUGAACUCAGCCCAAUAGCUGGUGUUCCUCAAGAAAGCAAUAGCACAAAUAAGAUCACUCUCGAAAGGGUUGCGGUCGUCCUUGGGCUUGUUGUUAGUGUCCGUGCCAUCAUCAAAACUAUAAUCGCUGUUAUAAAGUGGAUGCGUAAGAUGAGGGAUCGCAAAGGAAAACAUAGGCAGGAAGCUGCCGGGGUUUCCAGGAAUCCUAUUAACGACGAAGCUGGUAGAGAAGCUCGCGAUGCGUUUGCACUGACAACGCAGCCGGAGGACAGUAAUGAGAUUGAGAUUAAGCUUGAGACUCUUCCAAAAGUUGUUACUGUAGAUAAAGUUGCGCCACCGUCGUCAUUACCUGUGGAGAGACCUUCUCAGGUGCCGACCCCUUCCUCCUCAUCGCGGGUGUAGUCUAUUGUGGAAACAGAGAGUUAGGUUGGAAACUCGAGCCCAGUUAUGUAAUAACUACUCUUGAUCGAGAUGGAAUUGCUUUUAUGAUGGUUUGGGACACUCCUUUGGUCUUUUCUCCCUGCUUAAUUCUCCUUUCUUUCUUCCUUUCUUUCCCUAUUCCUCAAGGCGUUGAGUGGAUCACUGGUUUGGAAGGGGUAUUC